Molecule: messenger RNA, 1570 nt
Organism: Hypanus sabinus (Atlantic stingray)
Lineage: Eukaryota; Metazoa; Chordata; Chondrichthyes; Myliobatiformes; Dasyatidae
Product: nuclear factor 7, brain-like
Exons: 2
Coding region: 436-1290 (284 amino acids)
Biological process (GO): protein ubiquitination
Molecular function (GO): ubiquitin-protein transferase activity; zinc ion binding
Source: RefSeq, a predicted model, not a curated record
CCGAUCCUCGGCGGGGAAAGGCCGGGCGCCCUUCGUGUAGCUGAAACAUCUCACGGAAUCUCCGCCGGUCUCUUCAGCUCUGCCUUCGAAAGGAUUCACGACCCGCCGGUGGUGCAGCCGAAACCCGAGGCGCAGCUCCCGGUCUCCGGCCCACUCGGUCCCGGUCCAAACAGCGUCCCGCCCACUGACACCCCUCAGCCAAUGGCAGCAUCCCUCUCCCAGCGGUGGUCGCUGAUUGGCUGUGUGUGUGAGGACGGGCUGUUGCUGGGAGCUGGAGCGGUCUGCGUUGCCGCGAGGCGCAGUUAGGUUAUUGGAGAGGUGCCUGUCCGUCUGUGGCGCAGGAUAAAGGGCUGUGCCGAACCUACGGCGUUCAUUCAACGCAGAAGUGUAACAGAAAGUGAAAGCAUUCUGAAUCAGGAAGUGCUGGGAGAUAACAUGGCUUCGAAAGGACCGGCCGAGAGUUUGAGCGAGGAGCUAAUUUGCUCCGUCUGCCUGGAUUUCUUCACCGAUCCGGUGUCACUGGAGUGCGGACACAACUUCUGUCGCUCUUGUAUCACACGGUGUUGGGAAAGGGAGCAGAGAAACUCCUGCCCGGAAUGUAGAGAGGAGUUUGCUGACCGCACCCUCAGGGUGAAUCGGGCCUUAGCAAAUCUGGCUGAAUCAGGAAUUGCAAACACGAGGAAAUCUGCAGAUGCUGGAAAUUCAAACAAUACACACAAAACGCUGGUGGAACUCUGGUGCUCCCCUCCCCAUCAACUCCUUUAUGUCUCGGCCCGAAACGUCGGCAGUGCUUCUCACUAUAGAUGCUGCCUGGCCUGCUGUAAAAGCAUUCUGAAUCAGGAAGUGCUGGGAGUUAAUAUGGCUUCGAAAGGACCGGUCGAGAGUUUGAGCGAGGAGGUGAUUUGUCCCAUCUGUCUGGAUUUCUUCACCGAUCCGGUUACACUGGAGUGCGGACACAACUUCUGUCACUCUUGUAUCACAAAGUAUUGGGAAAGGGAGAAGAGAAACUCCUGCCCGGAAUGCAGAGAGGUGUUUGCUGACCGCACCCUCAGGGUGAAUCGGACCUUAGGAAAUCUGACACAAGAAGUUCGGAAUCUAAACCUAAAUCCGAAAGGAAAGGAAAGUAUACGUCACUGCGAGGAACAUGAGGAAGAACUGAAGCUGUUUUGUGAAACGGACAAGACACUGAUCUGUGUGAUCUGUGCAGCUGCGCAGGAACACAGAGAGCAUCGAUUCGUGCUGAUUGAAGAAGCUGUUAAAAACUACAAGGUAAAACUAACGUUAGUUUAAAACUUAACACAUUUCCUUUGUCCUACAAACCAUCACACGAGCCUUCAUAACCAACACAUCAUUCUUUGCAACUUACAUCAUCUCCAACGGGAUUCUAGCAUCUCCGUCCCACGGCCCACCGCCGCACCCCGAACUCUCCGCUCUCUGUACGGAUCGCUCCCCGUACUGUAUCGUCCUGAUCCACACGCUCCUCCCCACUGAUCUCUCUCCUGGCACAGACACCUGCAAGCGGUGUCAGUUUCCCAUUCCUUCCCAGUCCUGAUGAAGGGUCUCAUACCGA